AUGGAUUAUACAACGAUGCAAACGAAAUGGAUAAAAUUCGGAGAGAUCCGUGACUUCGUAUUCGUUGGAAAGGAUAUCCUCGCAACAGCUUCCGGUUUGCACGUUCGUUUCAUCAAUGUGAACACAAGGGAGAAAAGAAUCGAAUUGUUCGACGAUCAAACUAGAGGCACUGGUAUAUCGAAUUUAUCGGGACACACGACUGUACCGGUGUUUUCCGUAGCAGAUAAACAAUCUAAUCCCACUAUUAGAAUAUUUACUUAUCCGAGGAUUCAUAAAAUCUCUUCCUGUACGAGCACAGAAGAAACGAACGGUUAUUUAUCAUGUACCUUUGCCGGUACAGAUUACUUUAUAGGAUUGACAAGUUUUCCAAAUUUUCAACUUGUCGUUUGGCUAUGGCAAACUGGUGAUAAAGUUUUCGUUAAAAAUACCAAAUUAGAGGAUUUCGUUCAAACUAUCGCAUGUUCGCCAUUUUCUCCUCACGCAAUAGCGCAAUUUGCACGAACCACCGGUAAACUUGCCGUUUAUCGAAUGUGUGUGUGUUCGAAAAUCGUCACCUUAUACCCGAUAGAAAUCAAAUCUCUCAAAAACAAAUUAACCUCCGUUUGUUGGACAAACGAUGGUAAUCUCUUGCUCUGCGACGAGUUUUCCAAAGUUUACUCGAUAAGCGCCGACGGUAGCAAUCGAAACGUUCUCAUAGAAAGAGAUUCGAACUCUCAAACAAUGCACGAUGAUCGUUAUCCUUUCGCUGUUGCUUUUAAAAAUGGCUUGUUUCUCGUUAAUACACGAAUAAGUGAAAUCGCAUUUUAUAGAAAAUCAUUUGUCAGAGAUUUGAAAGAAUCCUGGCAAAAAGUAUGGUCUCUAAAUAAUAACAAAUGCGAGCUACCCAUUCGAGCUAAAGCGCAUAAUCAAAGGGAUAGCCUAUUUCUUCAUGACGAGACCGGACGAAUCACGGAGAUUACUAUGUUACACGAUUAUGUUCCACGUUUUGAAAUUAUUUAUAUGGAUGGUAUCAAGUACAAAGAGAUUGUAACGAUAGGAUCACAAUUCUCUUAUUUGGUUGCUAUUGAUGAAUUUGAUUAUUUGAAUAUUAUCAAUUCCUCCACAGGACAAGUUGAGAAAAAACUUGCUUUGAAACUGCAUGGUCAAGUUGUUUGUGUUAAGACACAUCCGAACUUGCCGAUAAUUUCUACUAGCAGCAUUACAGGAAAUUGUUUGUUCAUCAAUGUUUCCACGAAUGAACCGAAAAUCUUAACGUGCUUUCAUUUGGACAAAAUUUCAUUAGAUAGAAUGAAAUUUUCUAGCGAAGGAAAAUUUAUGGGAAUUGCAAAUUCCACGGUUGGACGCAUAUUUGUCAUUGGGAAAAAUAUCAACAAUGGUGAUUUGAGUUUCGUUGGUGUACUCACGACAAAAAUCCAAAUAAUUGAUUUUCUCAUAUACGAUCGAAACGAUGACGUUAUAAAAAUCUUGAUUCUCCUUAUGACAAGGACAAAUGUUAUGACAGGAAAUAAAUUAAUAUUGUACGUAUGCAAAGUCAAAGAGAAUAUCGAAGAGAAAAUAGAAUGUAUAAUAGAUUUGUUAAAUCAUUUUAAAUCGUUGCAAUAUGGUCCAAGAAGAAAUGUAGAUAUUAUAGGUAUACCUUAUUUGUCUAAACAAUUGCAUCGAAUGGAGAUACAGAAUGAUUUUAACGAUCUCGUCCUAACGGAAGCAUUGCCGACGAUGCAUGAAUUAAAAAAUAUUGAAGUAUACGUAGAUCGUGAUCGUAUCAUGACUUUUGGAUACGACGGUCUGAUCGUAAUACGAGAUAAUAAGAAUAUUCGAAGGAUCCUUGCUAUUUUUAUGGCCCAUCAUCGAAACGAGUGUGGUAUUAGGUCAGCUACGACAAUCAACGAGACGAUCGUAUCGCUCGGAAAAAAUGGCGAUCUGAUAGCUAGCAAGUUAUGUCGUCACUACGUCGAAACGAUCUCGAUCGAAGCAGAUUCACGUUUCUUGAAUUCCUUCAACGUUGUCUUCGAGAUUAACAAUAAAUUGUACAAUGAAGGACGAGACACUUAUUUGGAGAAUGUUCAAAAAAUUCAAUGGGAACAAGAAAUGAGAGAAGGGACGUUAGCUCGACGAACGAUCCUGUUGGAAUUAAACAAAUUGAAGAACAAAAUUAAACUUUUGCUUGAUUCGAACGAAAAAGAAACGAUACACGCACGUUUACCGAUUUCUUCCUACGAUUUGGAUAUGGAAUAUAGAAAGUAUAAAAUUGAAAGGGCCAGAUUAGAACGUGAAGAAUUGAAAAAAUUUUACGACGAAGAAAUUGAAGCACGGAAUACCGCUUGUCAAUAUUUAAGAAAAACAUUUUGGGAUCGUGAACACGUUAACGCUUGCCAACUAAGAUCCAUAUUUAAUGACGUUAUUGUUAAAAAUUAUCCUUUGAGUAUAGUUAACGUAGAUAUAGAUGAUUUUCGAAUGUCGGAAGGAUAUUCGAUGGAGAUACUUGAUAUCAUUUCCAGACUGGAGGAAUAUCAAUCUUCUGAAAGUACUGUUUCGGAUAAUGAAAACGCGAAUAAAGUAACUGUCGAAAGAAAUAUGAGACACGAACUUAAUACGAUAGAUCGAUUUUAUGAAUCGGCAAAUAGUGACGAAAGAUUCCUCCUAUCAGGAACAAGCACUCACAAAUGGAUUAAAAAUGAGACAAUUAAAUUAACUCACCAAUUAAAACAAUCGCUCAAUGACCUUGAUAAAAUUAGCGUUAUUAGAAAUCGAGAGUACUUAUUGAUGGUAAGUGGUAAUGUGACGAAGCAUCUGAAAUUAAUUAUUCUCAUUACAUUGUGCAACAAACAAUUUGAUACCUACAAAGUUUUAAAAAUUAUUCUUGGAUAUAUAGUUAAGAAUCACUUCAACGAACGUUUCGAUGAAAUGAGAUUGUUAAAAGAACGAGAAGUGGAAGUGGCGAAGAAACACGAAGAGAGAUUAAAAUGUUGUGCUUCAGAGAUAAAUAUGAUGUUUGAAAAAAAGUGUGCAAUCGAGCCCUCGAUAAUACCGAUUUGGCAUCAUUCCGAAAUACCCGAUUAUGUCAUUACGAUUGAGAACAAUGAAUUGUCGACCAUACCUUACGUGCAUUCACAAAACGAAUCUAUUGACGAGGAGAAAGAAAAUUUCGAGGAAUCUAAUUUAAAAUUCUUUUCGAAGGAUUACGAUUUCUAUGCGGAAGCUUUAGAAAAGAUGAUGGAUGGUGUCUUAGAACUUAGAUGGGAAGAUGAAAUAAAAAAAGAUAUUCCCAAACCAACUUGUUUAUUGGAAAACAAACCACCCUUCAAGUUUACUUCGGAAGAUAUAAAAUCUAUCGAAUCGUAUAAAAUUAAAAUGGAACGUAUGCAAUCGGAACGAGAAAAAUAUCGAUCUAUUUUGGAAACAGAAAUGAAGGAAACAAAGGAUAAGAUAACGAAGAGCUUUAUGGCCUUUGACGAGAAACUAAAAAAUUUCGAGACAAUCAAGAUAGCUAUGGAUUCUUCGAUUCUUCAAGAGAAACUUGUAAGACUUCGAGAGUUACGUAGAUGUCAUCGUAUAUGCGACGAAAGUACCAAAAUCGCACGUUUCAAAACGGAACAAGUUGCUAGUAUCACGGAUAAGAUUCAUAAACUCGCGCAGGAUUGUUUGCUCUUUGAAACGAUCAUUAACGAGUUGAAAAAUCGAUACGAAAGUCUUGUUAAACGUGAUAAAGCCCUCGAAGGAAAGUUUCGUAGUGAGUUCGGUGAUCUGAAACAACAGAAGAUUGAACACUUAUUCAGGCAUUACAAAAAAAGACCAAGAAUAGGUAAUCUUGCUUGUACAUCUGUCACGUAUCUAACAGAACUCGGAAAAUGUGUAAUCACCAACGAAAAAUCCGAAAUUUUGCCGAUCGAGUGUACGAAUUUUCUUCGAAAUCUUCAAGCUCUCGAUUCUAUACCAGAUAACGUAUCAUCGUUGAUAGAUGAUACUCAUUGGAAAACUAUGUGUAAAUUGAGAAGAUCGAAGAUCGAGAUCGAAAUGAAGGUCAGAUGCUGUGUUGUAGAAUUGGCCGAAGCUGAGCAAACUUUGGCCUUCUAUUAUAGAAGCAAACUAACCGUGCAAAAUGAGUUACACCAAUCAAAAGCGGAAUUGGAUAAACAAGAAAUAGAAUUUUCUCAGUACGUCGAGGACAGGGAGAUACAGUUAGUGAUGAAGAUGAGACAAGUUGAGGUACCUAUUCAAGGUCAAGGUCUCGAUGAUUUCACGGACGUCGUUUUGAUAUCACGACGAGAAUUUCUCUCCAUGAACGAAGAAAUCAAGAAAGCUGAUGAACAAAAGUUGAAGGCUAUCAAGAAGUCUGUUGAUUUACGGAGGAGAAUAUCUUAUCAAAAAUGCCGACACGAGAGUCUACGAUAUUCAUUGAAGUAUCUUCAAGAGGAAUCAAAAAGCAUUAACGAAGUCAAAAUAACGAAGGAAUUACAGAAAUAUUUGAGGGAACUUCCGAUCGCAAAGAAUCCGUGGAAGGAGUACAAGGAAAUCGAAAGCAAUACGCGCGCCAUGGCAGAGCGAUACGAGAAACUAUUGGAUAUCGAAAGAGAACGACUCAAGAAAAUCACGAAAGAUAUAAUAUAUUGGCGAGAGAGUAACGAAAGAUUAACGAACGAAAUCGAAAGAAUUAAACUGAAAAAUCGAGAAUUUUCUUUUCAAACACAGAACUCUCCGAGAAAAAAAGAUAUUAACUUUCGUAGAAAGAAACUUGCCGUUGUUAUGAAAAGGACCGAACUAGUAAAGAAUAUUAAAGAAAAUUAUGAUGAACUUUUGACAUUGCACUCUCGCUUAGAGUCGCUAAGACUUCGAAUUUAUCCAACUCUUCGAUUCAAUAAAUCCCACUUGAUAUAACAAUUUUAAAUGCACUUUUUUCAUUGGCAUUGGCAUGCUUACAACUAACGAAACAAGAUGAAUGUUUUCUCGACACGAUAAUGUCGAACUGUAAUAUGUAAUCAAAAUUUCCAUGUUUAUCGUUAAGGUCAAUUAAGCUAUCGAUCUUCAGUAACCAAUAACAUUUUCUAAUUCUUCUUUUUUUUUCAUUCUUUCCUCAUAGAAUAGUAAUAAUAAAUGUUUUAUCUCAAUUUAAGAUAUAACGAUAAGAACAGAUAGGCGUCUGGGUUCUAUCUUUCUCUUUUAACUUUAAUUUAUUUAUAAACAUCUAAAUAUGAGACGUUAUUAUGGAAAGAGAGAAAAUAUAAGAAAUAAAGAAAGGUUUUCAAAGCCUUUGUUCUUGCAUAAACUUAAACGUACACGCACACGAAUGAAAAUCUAUAAAGUUAAAGAGGGGAUAUAAAAAGAGGAAAGAAAAAAGACUAUUAUUACGUAAGGAAGGACAUAAGUUUAUUGCACUCAAGUUAUUUCUCUGCCGUGAGAAGAAAGUUGAAUAGUAGAGAAAGAUGAUGAAGGGAAGGAGAAAGAAGAAGAAGAAGAAUCGAACAAAUAACCGCCGCUGAGUCAUGAGGAAUUGACUAAAAGAUCCUUCGAGAUUCUCACGUUACUACAUAGGAUCUUAACAAGAUAAGUUAAUUUACGCGUGCAUUCUCUUACGAUCAGGCUAGUUUAUCUACUUAUCGAUUGUUUGUUGAAGAAGUCAAAAGAAAAAAACAGAAAAAAUAAAUAGAAAUUUCUUACAGGAAAAUGACGGAAUAAAUAUUCGUAGAAACACGAUAAAGAGGAAUAAUAGAUGAUAUAAAAUAAAAUGAAAUAGAAGACGAUAACUGUUGAUCUUUCGUAACCUCGAAUACAUUCGAAGUAAAAAUUCUAUAUGCGUAUCAUUAAAAAAACAAGGAAAACUCGCUUUUAGAUCUUCGAUGAAACAUCGUGCAUUUCAAACCGCACCUCGGACAUCACCUUGAAUUUUAUAGUUCUCUCUUUCUCUCUUUCUCUCUCUCCC
Vespula pensylvanica (western yellowjacket) is the source of this 5917-nucleotide messenger RNA. Its product is annotated as cilia- and flagella-associated protein 43-like. Gene Ontology annotation, biological process: cilium assembly. The record is from RefSeq and is a predicted model, not a curated record. NCBI's taxonomy places the organism in Eukaryota, Metazoa, Arthropoda, Insecta, Hymenoptera, Vespidae. The transcript is spliced from 16 exons. Gene Ontology annotation, cellular component: axoneme. The coding region runs from base 1 to 4875 and encodes 1624 amino acids.